AUGGCUUCAGAGAGCGCCGCUGGGGAGCCUGGAGCAGACCCCUCUAGCACCCAGGUCCUAGACAAGAUUGUGUCAGCGUCAAACUUUGAUCGGGAUGAGGUUGAUAGGCUACGGAAGCGUUUUAUGAAGCUAGACAAAGAUAAUUCUGGCACGAUCGAGCGCGAUGAAUUCCUUUCUCUACCACAAGUUUCGUCCAACCCAUUGGCUACUCGAAUGAUCGCAAUCUUUGACGAAGAUGGUGGGGGUGAUGUGGACUUCCAAGAAUUUGUGUCCGGAUUGUCGGCGUUCAGCUCCAAGGGGAACAAAGAAGAAAAGCUCCGAUUUGCGUUCAAAGUGUACGACAUCGAUCGCGAUGGAUACAUAUCAAACGGCGAAUUGUUUAUCGUGCUGAAGAUGAUGGUUGGCAGCAAUUUGAAGGAUAACCAACUACAACAAAUUGUGGAUAAAACGAUCAUGGAAGCUGAUCAAGACGGAGACGGGAAAAUAAGCUUUGAAGAAUUUACCAGGAUGGUCGAGAAUACGGACAUCAGUAUGAGUAUGACUUUGGAUCAAUUUUAA
Molecule: messenger RNA, 558 nt
Organism: Arthroderma uncinatum
Lineage: Eukaryota; Fungi; Ascomycota; Eurotiomycetes; Onygenales; Arthrodermataceae
Exons: 5
Coding region: 1-558 (185 amino acids)
Molecular function (GO): calcium ion binding; calcium-dependent protein serine/threonine phosphatase regulator activity
Source: RefSeq, a predicted model, not a curated record